UCCGAGGAGUAACCGGGGAGAAAUUCCAGUCCCUCGCGGUAUUUUACAAAGAAGAAGCAAGAUGGCGGAAUACAAGGGAGCCUCACGAGAGGGCCAAAGAGCCCAAAACCUGUUAAAAAAGCGUGAGAAAAUGAAGGAAGACAUGGAAGCUAGGAGAAAAAAGAUCGCCGAGGAUAACAAAAUUGGCGACAUUACCAGCAAAUUUUCCUCUCAGUAUGAUGUGGUAGAACAACAACUGAAAGCUAGCACUAUCGGUUUGGUUACUCUUGAUGAGAUGAAAGCCAAGCGUGAGGUUUUGGUGCGAGAGCAUGAGAAACUUUUGGCAGCUCAGCUAAAAGGGGAUGAGGAAGAGAAUAAAAAAUCUAAGAAGGAAAAAAAACGAGAAAAGCAGAAGCAGGCAGCAGCCCUUUCUUUUGCCCUAGAGGAAGAUGAAGAGGAGCAAGAAGAAAUUCCAGUUCCUGUCAAGAAAAAGAAGCCUGGCAAGAAUCCAGAAGUUGAUACAUCUUUUCUUCCCGACAGAGAAAGAGAGGAAAAAGAAAGAGAAGAAAGAAAACAACUUGGCCAAGAAUGGCUUGAGCGCCAAGAGAGAAUAAAAAAUGAAGAUGUACAGAUCACCUACAGCUAUUGGGAUGGAUCAGGGCACAGGAGGACAUUAACUAUGAAAAAAGGCAACACAAUAGCACAAUUCCUGCAAAGAUGUAUUGAACAGCUUCGGAAGGAUUUCACUGAGUUCCGGGCCCUCACGACAGAAAACCUCAUGUACGUCAAGGAAGAUCUUAUCAUUCCACAUCACCACACAUUUUACGACUUCAUCAUUAACAAGGCGCGAGGAAAGAGCGGGCCACUUUUCAGCUUUGAUGUCCACGAAGAUGUGCGCAUGAUCAAUGACGCCACCGUAGAAAAGGACGAGUCUCACGCGGGUAAAGUAGUCCUCAGGGGCUGGUACGAGCGUAACAAACACAUAUUUCCGGCCAGCCGUUGGGAGCCAUACGACCCUGAGAAAAAAUGGGAGAAAUACACGGUGUCUGAUGGCCCGAAACCAGUGUGACCGCCUGCCGACAUCAUUCAAGAUCUCCGAGGCGUGGUUGACCCACAGGUCACGUACAGGACGAGAGAGCUGUGGUGCCUCUUCUCACCGCACUACGCCCGUGGGAUCUUACACCGUGACAAUCGGUGGCCACACUUCCACGUCUCGGCCAUAAGGAGAGACAGGGGUGGUGACAUAGUGGCAUUAUUCAGGCUAUGGGAAGUUGGCAUUCUUCUCUUUUAGGAUUGAAUAACCCUCACGUAUGUACAGUAGACGUGCGUAAUACGUGUAUCGGCUUUAACGCGCAGAAGUAUGCAUAACUUAUGAGUAGCACGGAAAGAAUAAAGUUUUUUUCUGUUCUAUUUAGACGCCA
Molecule: messenger RNA, 1400 nt
Organism: Nematostella vectensis (starlet sea anemone)
Lineage: Eukaryota; Metazoa; Cnidaria; Anthozoa; Actiniaria; Edwardsiidae
Product: protein FAM50A
Exons: 12
Coding region: 62-1048 (328 amino acids)
Biological process (GO): chromatin organization
Cellular component (GO): nucleus
Source: RefSeq, a predicted model, not a curated record